This is a messenger RNA of Closterium sp. NIES-67, 8878 nucleotides long. NCBI's taxonomy places the organism in Eukaryota, Viridiplantae, Streptophyta, Zygnematophyceae, Desmidiales, Closteriaceae. The record is from the annotation of a GenBank genome assembly.
ACCCAAGCUUCACUGAUCCGUCUCCUCGGGACCCAGCAAUAAUUGUUCUGGUCAAAUUUGCCGCUGGUAGUCUAUGAAGCGCUCAUUACGGAGGGGAAGCUGCAGAAUAGCUCUUAAAAGUGUACUCUUGGAAGUAGGUCUACUCUUAGCCAUAGAACAGUACUGUUAGUUAGACUAGUUGGGUACCAGGUUAGAUCAGGUGGCGAAGUCCCGUCGCGUUGAUGAAUGGCUCCGUAAGGACACAUCUAAGACCCAUGCGUCGCGACAAUGGCACCGUUGCAGCAGCUGCAGCUCCCGGCAGUUUCGCCUGGAGAAUCUAGCGGCGCGCAACAUCGCGACGGCACCGAGAUCAAGGUUGAAAUCACGACCGUCGGUCCUUCUGACGAACCAUCGCCGUCUGAUCUGCUCACCAAGCGAAAGCGAGUCAACUGCCAGCCUGACAGUGACUGCGCACAGACUACUGGCAACCGUAGCCCUCCAUCUAUUCGUUAUGGCGAACCCAGGUAUAGUAACGAAUACGCACUUAGCAAAACGCCGCUGGUCUGCGUCAGAGAACAUUCUGACGAACCGACCAGCCCGAACCUGUCGACCAGCAGCGGACUACCGACAGGGGAACUCACAGGCCAUGUAACGGUCACUUCGUGUGUAGCUGUCGGUCAGAACAGCCCUGCAGGCUCGGCUGUAGCAAUGUCUACAGAAAAAGGACCUCCUUCGGAGCCGGCCUCUUUUUCUGGUAGGUCACAGAGCGUAAGCAUCGUGGAUACGGCAGCAGGAGGAACGGAAGCAACAGGCGCCGCGAGCAGAGCAGCAGAAGAAGCAGGAACGGCGGCAGGAGCAGCAGGCCCUGCGAACAGAGCAGCAGGACCGGCGGACGCGGAUGGUGCAUCAACCCCGGCUUUUGAGGUACCUCAAACAUCAGAAACGACAGGAGCAGCAGGAACGGACGACGCGGCUGGUGUUUCAACCCCGCCGCGCGAGCUGCAACCGGCUAAUCCGGCGUAUGCCUUUCGCGCAAGCCUCUCCGCCCCUCCGCGCAUUUCGAGCAAGAAGCCGCCCGACGGCAUGCCGCUGCUGCGCCUCCCCCCGGCCCUGUCGCUCUCCGCGUGGGCGCAGGCCCCCCCGACGAAGCGGCAGCUUGGGCGAGAUGACACGAGGAGAGAUGGCGCGACGCGAGAUGACACGCGGCUGGAUUUUGGAUUGCGGGGAUUGAGCUAUCACGGGGGUGGAGGAUCGGACGGUCCAGAUGGUCCUUGCUGGAAGAAGCCGCGCGGAGUUUUCUUGGGGGGACCGUCCUCGGGUGUGCCGUCCUCGGGUGUGCCGCCCUCGGGUGUGCCGUCCCCUGGGCUAUCAGUUCCAACACCAUCAGUUGCCGCCACGACUUUUGCCUCCCCCCCGUCCUCUUCCUCCCCCUCACCUCUCCGCCUUCCCUCUCCGCUCCGCCUCCCCUCCCCACUGCGCCUGAAUUCCCCUCUCCGCUUCCCCCGCAACCCUUCAUCCGCUUCCCCCGCCCUUGCGCCAGUUUCAGGCGGCCAGGCCCUCCCUGUUCCCCCUGCGACCCCGAAUAACGGCGCGCUACCUUUCUACCCACAACCGUCCAGCUCACCCCUUGGAUUGCUGCUUCCCCCCGCCAACACCGCCCCAAGCCCCCACACCACCGCGCGGGCGCAAACUUCCGUUCCGCCGCUGUCUCUUCCGCCUCCGGCUGCCCCAUCCAACCCCCCGCAGCCUUCCCCCACGUCCGCUUCAGAUGGGAGUUGGUGGGCGGCAGAUGGCGCGAGCAGACGCAACCCCCCGCAACAGGAACCUGCCAAUCCCCCUCACUACCGCGGGGUGCGGCUGCGCCCAUGGGGGAAAUGGGCGGCGGAGAUCCGCGACACCGCCAACAGCGCGCGCUUGUGGCUGGGCACGUUCCCCUCAGCGGAGGCCGCCGCGCUGGCGUAUGACGUGGCGGCGAUGGCGAUUCGGGGGAACAAGGCGAAGCUCAAUCUCGAGCGGCACCGCGAGUUGGCGGUCGAGGUGCGCGAUCUGGUGAAAGCGCUGAAAGCGGCGGCGCAAGCGGCGCAGGAUGUGGCGGCGGCGCGCGCGCAAGCGGAGGGGGGCGCGGACGGUGGCGGAGAGGGGAUGAUAGGGUUUAAGGAGGAAAUCGGGGCAGGGGAGGGCGCGGAACGAACAGGCAAUGCCGAUCAGAGGGCUGCUGCGGAUGCAGCAGCAGCAGCAGCGGCAGCAGCAGGAGGAGAAAUUGCGGCUAUCGCUUCAGGAGCGGGAGCUUCUUCCAAGCCAGAGGAAGCGUUGAAGCAAGAACAAGAUGAUCAAGGGCCCUUGUCAGAGACAGAAGCGGCGGAAACGGGGUGCGAAGGAGCGGGAGAAGGCUCAGGUAUGGGGCGAGAGGAGGCGGGAGGCUCCCACGCGCAAGAGAAGAGCGAGCAGGUGACGGAGAAGGGAAGCGGGCAGGCCGACGGGCAGGCGGACGAGCAGCACGACGGAAAGGCAAACGGGCAGGCAAACGGGCAGGCACCCCCUCCGCCGCAGACCCCCCUUCUCCACGUGGUGAUGGGGAAAGUGGUGAAUACUAUGGUGGAGAAAUACGGCGCGCUGAUGGGGGGUUUAGCCCGGGGAGCUGGCGCGGAUGGGAGAAACGGCGGAAGUGGGGGAAGUGGGGGAAGUGGGGGGAACGCGGAGGGGAGGAUGGCAUCAGCGGGAGGUGCUGCAGCGAGUGUGGGGAUGGGGAAAGUGGGGAAUACCAUGGCGGAGGACUAUGGCGCGGGGAUGGGGGAGCUGCUGCCCAGGGGCGCUGGCGCGGAUGGGGGUGCUCUGGGAAGCGGGGGAAUUGGGGGGAGUGGGGGGAGAGGGGGAAGUGGGGAGACAAGAAUGUUUGCAGCGGGUGCUGUGAGUGAUGGUAGGGGAGGGUUUGCAAGAGAGGUGCGGGAGGAAGGAGGCCGAAUUGAGCAGGCUGCAUCCCCGUUACAAGCUACUUCGUCUCAGCAACAAGUCUCUCCCACGCAAUGCCAAGCCUCCCCCAUGGAAUGCCACACCUCCCCUGUAUUACAACCACUCGUGAAGCUUGAGCAGGUUACUGCUUUUAACGAGUCGGCUUAUAAAGGAGCUGGCUUGCCAACAGGGAAAGCUGCCACAGUGGGUGCUGCUGCCCCUUGUGUCUCACCUCCGCGUGUGAUUUUAGGAACCGUGCUUACAGCGGGGUUGGCAGGCCCAUAUUUUGAACAUACGGCUCCUCCCAAGAGUGCGUAUAGGGAGGAGGCUUGUAGAGGGGAUGGGGGCGGCAGCAGCAGCAGCAGUGGUGGCGGCAGGGGAGGGCGGAGUAGCAGCAGCAGCAGCAGUGGGGGCAGGAGCAGCAAGCAGAGCGGGAGGGAUGUGGCAGAUGGCAUAAGUGGUGGUGGGGCAGGUGAAGCGGUAAAGAUGGAACUAGAUGGAGGGAUGCCGGAAGCAGGCGGGGUCUAUGGAGGGGCGCAAGGCGGAGGGGGGGUUUAUGGAGGGGUGCAAGGCGGAGGGGGGGUUUAUGGAGGGGCUCAAGGCGGAGGGGGGGUUUAUGGAGGGGUGCAGAGCGGAGGGGGGGUUUAUGGAGGGGUGCAAGGCGAAGGGGGGGUUUAUGGAGGGGUGCAAGGCGAAGGGGGGGCUUAUGCAGAGUGUACGGACGGUGGGAGAAGGCAAGGAGGAUUUGCGGGCUCUGUGCAAUGUGCAUUUGAGCUGACUCAGAAGCCACCUCAGCAGGGCGGUGGGGGGAACUUUGGGGCAUCAGAGGGCAUGCAUCAAACGCCACGUGGCAUGGGACCACCAUCACAAGGCAUGGCACCACCAUCACAUGGCAUGGCACCCCCAUCACAUGGCAUGGCACCCCCAUCACAUGGCAUGGCACCCCGAUCACAUGGCAUGGCACCACCAUCACAUGGCAUGGCACCACCAUCACAAGGUAUGGAUGGGGCUUCGCAUGGCAUGGCACCACCACUACAUGGCAUGGCACCACCACUACAUGGCACGGGACCACCACUACAUGCCAUGGGUCAAGCCUCACAUGGCCUGGCACCUGCUCUUGCCUGCCUUUGCCAUCAUUCCCAUGCGCACAUGCAGCCGCAGAUGCAUGCGCACAUGCAGCCUCACAGCCAGGCACAGAACCAUGCACACACAGAGCCUCGGGCCCUCUCUCAGGCCCUAUCACUCACUCAACCACACUCACAACAACACGCUGCAGAACGAUCUGGUGAGCUUUACACAGAAGCUCACAAUAACGAAGAGAAAGCAGCCGAGGAGAGUGGAAGCAGGAGGGCAGAAGAAGCAAAUUUCUACUCCACAGAACAGGGAGGAGAGGGAAGGGGGAUGAGGGCGGAAGGAGGGGCGACGGGGGCAGUGGAAGGGGCAGAAGGACCGGGGCUGGGUAUGCUUGCCCAGGGUACCAGGCUUGGCGCCUCCAGGUUCGGAGUCGAACCUCACAGGUUCGGGAUCGAGGACCUCAAGUUCGAGAUUCUUCAGAGCCAGGAGGUCGAGGGGGAGGACGAGCCGUGCCUGCUGCCCAUGCCUGACGGUCAGGAAUGGGAGAGGUUCGGCUCGGACCUGCCAUACCCAAAUGAGCAGGAUCUCACAGGGUGGCGGUUAGUGAGUGACUCUAUAACGGAGACAGGCACGGAAACCGCGGGUGCCAUGCCUACAGUAACAGCUGCUACGGAUACAGGUGCUACUGCAACGGAUUGUGAUGGGCUGAGUAGUGACUUUAAAGGGCUGACGUGCUCUGGGAAUCUUGGGAGGAGCGAAGGGGGGAGCCAAGGAGUGAGCGUUCCAGGUAUCGAGAUGUGUGCGCAUACUGUGGCAAGUGUGCGAGGUUUUCACCAGGCCGCGGCUCAAGUGCCACCUGGCCAAGUGCCACCUGUCCAAGUGCCACCUGCACAUAAGCACGCUACUGGUUGCAGUUGCGGCUGGUGCAUCGGAGGGCAAGGGCAGGAGAGGGAGCAAGGUUGGCAGGAGCACCAGCAACAGGAUAAACAGCAGCAAGUGCAGCGACAAGUGCAGCAGCAACAGGAACAGCAGCAGCAGCAGCAGCAGCAGCAGCAGCAGCAGCAGCAGCAGCAGCAGCAGCAGCAGCAGCAGCAGCAGCAGCAGCAGCAGCAGCAGCAGCAACACCAGCAACAGGAGCAACAGGAGCAACAGCAGCAAGUGCAGCGACAAGAGCAGAAAGAGCGACAGUACCCCCAAAAUCAGCAGAAUGUAGAGUGGCAGGAAAAAUCAUAUCAGACGCAGCAUUGGCAACAUCGGCACAGCCAGCAGCAACAAAGCCACCAGCAGCAGUGGCAGCAGGAGUGGUACCAGCAGCCGCAGUGGCCACAGCAGUGUAACCAGCAGCAGCAGCAGCGGCAGGGGCUGCUGCAGCAGCAGCAGCAGCAGCAGCAGUGGCAUCCGCGCCAUCAGCAGCAGCCAGUGCCAGAGCAUACACAACAGAGGCCCCAGCAAGGGGCUUGGACGAAUGACGACCAGCAGCAGCAGCAGCAGCAGCAGCAGCAGCCACAGCAGCAGCAGCAGCGGCAGCAGCAGCAUCAGCCACGGCGGCAGCAGCAUCAGCAGGUGCAGCAGCAGCAGCAGCAGCAGCAGGUGCCAGGGCAGCAGCAGUGCCAGUGCUGUCAACACGUGAAUCACUCUCAGCAGGAGCGGGUGCAAGCACAGCAAUUGGUGUGGCAGCAGCAGCAGCAGAAUCAACAGCAACAGCAGCAGCAGCAGCAGCAGCAGCAGCAGCAGGGGCAGCAGCAGCAGGGGCAGCAGCAAGUGCAGCAGCAGCGCCAACAGCAGUACCUUCCACAUCAGGCGGUUGGGGGUACCGUGCAUUACCAUGGGCCAAACAAGGCGAAUCACCUGCCUGAAGCACCUGCCCAGGCUCUCUCGUUAGCCUUAGAGUCUCAGGAGCAAACCCAUGGGCACAUGCAAGUUCACCGGAGAAUAAGCGGGUUACAUCAGCAGACGCGUGAGCCUAUCAGCAGCAAUCUCGAUCAGCUUCCCAGGGGUUUGGAGCAUGGGUCGGCCCAUGUGCACCACGUCGCAUCACUGCCGCCCAUGCAUGUGUGUGGUGGAUCAGCGCACGGGCAUCAUGGCGUGACGUGCUGUGGGGCACCACGCGGCAUGCAGCAGCAGCAGCAGCAGCAGCAGCAGCAGCAGCAUUACCAGCAACAGCAACAGCAACAGCAACAGCAGCAGCAGCAGCAGCAGCAGCAGCAGCAGCAGCAGCAACAGCAGCAGCAGCAACGGCAGCAACAGCAGCAGCAAUACCAGCAGCAACAACAGGAGCAACACCAGCAACAGCAGCAGCAGGAGAAUCACCAGCAACACCAGCAGCACCUGCAACAGCAGCAGACACAGCAACAGCAGCAGCAGGGACGGGGCCAGGGACAGGCCCAAGGACAGGGACAGUUACACUGUGAUGGUAACCAGCCAGGUCAUUCUAACCCUCUUCAGGUGUGUUUCUGCGGACUCGCCUCAUGCUUGGAAUCAAGUCGCACAAGUCAGCAGUUCUCUGCCACAACUGCCACACACACUACAUGUGCUCCUGGUGCUACUGGUGCUACAGGUGCUUCUGCUGCCGCUGUUGCUACUGGUGCUACUGGUGCUGCAGGUGCUACAGGUGCUACUGCUGCCGCUGUUGCUGCUGGGGCUGGAGUUGCCAGGAAUCCUGCUUUUGAGUCGACUCAAAAGCGGAAUCCUGCAAUUCAAGUUGCAGCAGCUCCAGCAGCAGCUGGAGCCACAGGCAUUGCAGAAGCCUCUGCGUUGAGUAGCCAGCAGGGCUGUUAUCCCGUGCACUGCUCCACAGCUUCUGUAUGUGACUAUUCAAGAGAUGUCUCCUCUUCUCGACGCUGCUCCUGCGGUAGUGGUGCAAGCCAUGGCAUGCCCCAUGGAGCCAUGCAGGAUGCUGUUCAUGGGUCAUGCGCUGCGGUGCAUGGGAGCCACGCUACUGUUCAUGGGUCAUCCGCUGCUAUUCCUAUGAGCCAUGCGCCUCAGCAUGGCAGCAUGCAACACAUGCAUGGAAGCGUGCAAAACAGCAUGGCAACCCCCCAGUCGAGGCCCAUACUCAUCCAUCCAACCAGCAGCGGCGGCAUGCAUGUAUCUGCAGCAGCGUCUGCACAUGGAUCUUCGUUAACUCCCCUGGCUCCCCUGGCUCCCUUGCCUCCCCCUCCCCAUGCUCCCAGUGCUGCCCGCAGCAAGAGCCUAUCCUCCCUCCCCAUCCUCCCCACCGCCAUCCAUCCACCUCCCAAAACCAACCGAUCCUUCUCCCAAAAACCAGCUUCAUACCACCCUCCCUACAGUAGCAGCCACGGGGACGCCAACGCGCGGCUCUCUCCCCCCAUCCCUGCCCCUUUCCACGCCCUCAGCAGCUGUGAAACAGCCUGCUUCGACACAGCGAGCCUUGAAACGGCUUACAUCACACGCACAGAGCAGUUCCCAAUGUCAAACCAGGCAGCUUCAUACUCCACUUCUGCUGCUGCUGCCGCCAGUUCUGCUGCUGCUGCUGCUGGUGCCUCCACUGCCCCCACUGCUCUCCCUUGCCCUCCAUACCCCAUGGCUGUUCCUCCUCCUCCCCCCUACAUGUCCAAUCCAGGCUUUCCCCCAUCCUCCGCCUUCCAACCAUCUGCUCCCGCUCCCCGGCCUCCCACCACCGUCCCACCACAGACUAUUUAUUACACCACUGUCGCACCUUGCUCCGAUGCCCCGUCGCACCACCACCCCUCUCCCUCCACUUCUGCUACACCGCUCUCGCCUACUCCACCUGAAAAUUCACCUGAGCUCGCAACCGCCCCACCUGACAUAUCGUCCCUUCUGCCAAACCCACACCCCUCCCCUCCCCCUGCUCUCACUCCUGCCGAACCAGCCCAAUCCGGCCCUCCAUUCUCCACGCCUCAUUCUCACCCAACCCAGUCUAGUUCCCACUCUGCCCCUCCUUGCAUCCCAGCCCAGCCUGCUUCUGACCCGUUCUUCUCCCCCUCUCCGUCCACCACCCCCCCAUCCUCCUCCCCUCUCCCUCUAGUCACCCCUGCUCACCAGCUCUCCUCUGCACGCGUGCUACUGUUUGAUGCACCCUCCCCCGCUAGCUCACCAGCUUUUAACGAGACCCAAAGCUGUGCGGUGGUCGCUGGGUCUGCUUCCGCACAGACCUUGAGUCAAGCACCCCCGGAGCAUGGUCACUUGGCACAUCUGUUCUCCCCUUCGGCCUCCUCAAGCCCGCCAGAACUCACCCUCUCAGUCGACCGUGUCUCUUCUGCUGCUGCUGAGGCAGCCCAGCAGAAUCCGCCCUUUCAGUCGGACCCAUCUGAGCAAACAGCUCCUCCCGGGCAUCCUACAGCACUAGCACCAGCACAACCACAAGCACAAGCAGCUGCACCUCCCUCAGUUGUUGUCGCCCUUCAUCCCACUGCGCCUGCAGGGAGUGGAUCCGGCCUACCCAGUCUUCCUUUCUCCCCUCCACCUCACCCUGCCACAAAUUUUCCCAUUAUCUUCAACCCCUCGCAAAAUCAGUCCGGAAGGGCUGAUUUGGAACCUUGGCAAGGGGAGGCGUGGCCUGGGGAGGGAUUAUCCGGCGAAGGUUUUUUCAUUGAGGAGUUUCAUGGGCCAGAUAGAUGGGCGGGAGAUGGGUGGCUGGGAGGAGCAUGGGAGCCGGAUUGGACCGGGGAAGGGUCGCAAGGAAGCGGAGGUGGGCAAGUGAGUGGAUCUCAUGGUGGAGUGGGUUUUGCAUGAAUUUGGAAGGUUCAGGAGUUCGUAGGUUUAGGGUGUGCGAAAAGGUGUUUUGUGAUAGCUUAAGGAGAUUUAGCUCAAUAUGGAUAUAUAUAUACUAUAGGUAUAUGUGUUGGUAGCUAUUUAGGGAUUUGCAUUCAUGAUUAUGGUUUGAUUCCCUCAU